AUGGAGCAGGGCCUCGCCCUCCUGCUGGCCCUCUCCCUGGGGCUCCUCCAGCCAGGGCACGGUCAGCCCCUGCACGUGGAGCCCCCGGAGCCCGUGGUGGCCAUGGCCGUGGGCGCGUCGCUGCAGUUCACCUGCAGCCUGGCCUGCGAGGGCGGGGCGGCCAGAGUGCGGUGGCGGGGCCUGGACAUCGGCCUGGGCGCGGUGCUGUCGGAGGCAGGCAGCAGCGUGCUCUGGGUGCACAACGCCUCGCUGUCGGCAGCCGGCACGCGCGUGUGCGAGGGCUCUUGCGGGGACCGUCGCUUCCAGCGCACCGUGCGACUCCUGGUGUACGCCUUCCCGGACCAGCUGGCCGUGUCCCCAGCGACUCUGGUGCCUGGAAGGAACCAGGAGGUGGCCUGCACUGCCCACAGCGUCUCCCCGGCUGGCCCUGACACACUGUCCUUCUCCCUGCUCCUGGGAAACAGAGAGCUGGAGGGUGUCCAGGCUCUAGGUAGAGAGGAGGAGGAGGAGGACCCCCAGGAGACGGAGGACCUGCUGUUCCGGGUGACYGAGCGCUGGCUGCUGCCCCCCCUGGGGACUCCUGCCCCACCCACCCUCCACUGCCAGGCCACCAUGCGGCUCCCUGGCUUGGAGCUGAGCCACCGCCGGGCCCUUCCAGUCUUGCACAGCCAGACCUCGUUGGAGAGCCCAGACCCAACCUCAUCAGAGCCCYCCACCACCACCUCCCCCCAGGCCACCCCCCAGCAGGGCUCCACCGGCACCCCCAGGAUUGACAGCUCCACUAGGACUUGCCGCCCAGAGAUCCACUGGUCUCUGGAGCCUGCACUGGAGGGAGAGGUCAGCUGGGAGCUGCUGUGUGAGGCGGCCUGUGGCCCUGGCAUGACCGUGCACUGGACCCUGGCUCCUGGGGGCCUGGCAGCCUACAAGAGGAGGGAAGCAGGGGCUCAGGCAUGGCUGAGCCUGCCUCCAGACGGCUCCAGAACCGAGGGCUUCUUCCAGUGUCGCCUGGACCCGGGCGGCCAAGUGGUCAGCCUCUAUGUGCCCAUCCAGAAGGUGAUCCCAAAAACCUCUCCCGACCAUCCGCCCGCCGCCCUGUGGACUGGCAGCCUGGUGCUGGGGCUGCUUCUGAUGCCGCCCCUCGCCUACCGCCUGUGGAGACGCUGUCGACCCCUGCCCGCGACCCCCGCCCGCCUGCCCGUCUCCCUGCGGCUCCUGCCGGUGCGCCACUAA
This is a messenger RNA of Urocitellus parryii (Arctic ground squirrel), 1230 nucleotides long. It is a transcript of the gene Madcam1, whose product is annotated as mucosal vascular addressin cell adhesion molecule 1. The record is from RefSeq and is a predicted model, not a curated record. Gene Ontology annotation, molecular function: integrin binding involved in cell-matrix adhesion. NCBI's taxonomy places the organism in Eukaryota, Metazoa, Chordata, Mammalia, Rodentia, Sciuridae. Gene Ontology annotation, cellular component: membrane. Gene Ontology annotation, biological process: positive regulation of lymphocyte migration; leukocyte tethering or rolling; heterotypic cell-cell adhesion.